CGCAUGCGUGGAGGGCUUUAAAGCAUUAAUGAAUUCUCUUGUUAGAUCGAGUUGCUUAGAUCGGAAACGGAUUCGCCGUGUGGGCUCGCCGUAGUUUCAUCUAGAAAAAAAAAUCGGGGUUUUGUUUGUUCUUGUAAAGGGAAAAGUAAAAAUUUUGGAAAACAUUUUCUCGCUCCAGACUCUCGGUGAGCCCAGCGCGCCUCCGGAGCAGCGCGGACGCGCACUCGCGUAGCCCCCCCACGGUUUUGCGUGUCUCUCGCCCCGCUGGGCUUGCAGCUCCCGCUGAUCCGUCACGUCCCGAUCCGGCGAUAAACUUCUGUUUUUGGCAACAAGUUCGGAUGUGGCAAGCAAACUGCAGACGGAUGCAUAAUUUAGCAGACUGGAUUUCAGUGACAGUGAUGGGAGGCUGUGUGGGGAGGAGCAGGAUGGAUGGACAAGGGAGUGCCCAUGGCUCCACAAGGAGCAAAAAACGUGGAGCACGCAAUGAGCCUCUCAAGAAAGAGCGUCCUAAAUGGAAGAGUGAGUACCCGAUGACGGAGGGCCAGCUGAGGAGCAAGAGAGAUGAGUUUUGGGAUACCGCUCCAGCCUUCGACGGGCGGAAAGAGAUCUGGGACGCACUCAGAGCGGCAGCCCUGGCUCUGGAGUGCAAUGACCUGGAGCUGGCUCAGGCUAUAGUGGAUGGAGCCUGCAUCACUCUGCCACACGGAUCUCUCACGGAGAGCUAUGAUGAGCUGGGAAACCGCUACCAGCUCCCAGCGUACACUUUAGCACCGCCUCUCAACCUCAUCACUGAAACGUCCGGCGAGAGCAAGCUGUCUGAAAGCGCGCAAAAACAAGUUCAAGCUCCAGUGUGCAGAGAGGAGUUCCAGCUGCGGGUGCGAUUAUCGACAGGGAAGGACGUGCGUCUGACGGCCAGCCUGACGGACUCCAUCGCCGUGCUGAAGAGGCAGCUGGAGAAACAGGAGGACAUCGAGGUGGUCCGCCAGCGGUGGUUCUUCUCCGGGAAGCUUCUGACGGACAAGACUCGUCUCCAAGAUGCCAAGAUCCAGAAGGACUAUGUGGUCCAAGUGAUCGUCAACGUAAAUCCUUCCGUCAUACCCAACUGAGGGGUGAGGAAAGGAUGAAGGACGUGCCAGAGAAGGCUGCAGGAAUAGGAGCAGGUUUCUGGCAGGGGAAUUUUAUGUACAUUUUAUAUAAUAAUUUAAUGCUUUUAUAUUGCUCCUUUUUAUAUUUUUCCUUUUUUUCCAAAUAAAGAGAUAUUAUUGAAAAGCACUGAAACACUUUAGGUGAUGAUAGAGCCCUGAGAUGCACAUCCCAGUGUCUGCCCGUCUGUAUCUGAAGACCUCGACUUGCAGCUCUAUUGUUUACAUGGAUUCUUCUCCUCGUCUUGUUUGUUUGUACUUAUGCUUGUUGAUGGAUUAAACGCAGCUCUCACAUGUGGAAAACAUAAGGAAAAUCUACUCUGCUUCUUUCUUCUUCGACAACCAGAUGGGAAAUUAUAACCGUAAACAUCAGAUCGAGUGUUGUUUGGUCAUCUAACCGUGUGAAAAGCACAUUUUCACCAGACACUAUAAAGACACUGAAUAAAACAAAGGAACUGUUUUUAUGAGGCUAGAAAGAGAUGAUGAGAUUUGUUUGUUUUUGUUUUUUUUAGUUCAUCGUUUCAAACAACUGUACAAACAUGCAAUAGUUUUUCUGAUGAAAAUUAUGCUCACUAUGCUGUCAUUUGUUAUUAAAUGUUAUGUACUUGAA
Fundulus heteroclitus (mummichog) is the source of this 1752-nucleotide messenger RNA. RefSeq names its product ubiquitin domain containing 1a (gene ubtd1a). Lineage: Eukaryota; Metazoa; Chordata; Actinopteri; Cyprinodontiformes; Fundulidae. The transcript has 5 exons. Gene Ontology annotation, molecular function: protein binding. The coding region runs from base 339 to 1106 and encodes 255 amino acids. The record is from RefSeq and is a predicted model, not a curated record.